Molecule: messenger RNA, 789 nt
Organism: Pochonia chlamydosporia 170
Lineage: Eukaryota; Fungi; Ascomycota; Sordariomycetes; Hypocreales; Clavicipitaceae
Exons: 1
Coding region: 1-789 (262 amino acids)
Source: RefSeq, a predicted model, not a curated record
AUGUCAGAAAUCAAAGGGAGGCAACGGGAUCCUCCUCCGGCCCUGUUUCUCCAUCCAUCCCCUGGCGCGUCGCAUGUUUCUCUUUCCAAUCUCUCAGCUCCUCCGGGUGGUCUGCCCAUCUUGAGACGGGAUCACUCAGCGUUGGAACAUGGCACAUCUCUUCGCUCCGGGACGGCUCUACCGUCCGAUCCGCACCGAACUGGUAGAGCAGGCAGCACACGGAGUACGGAUAAGACUGACGCGCUAUGGGCGGAGAUGCAGGCCACACUGGAGGAGGUCGAGCUAUCAGCGUCUGGUGGUACGCAUGUGUUUGGGCCAGGGCAUGAUCAAAAGCUUUCAGAAUUACGUUCUGCUCAGAUAAGUCUCGCACAGGCUUGGGCAAGGAGCGAGGCCGAUGAGUCUUUGGGAUUAUCUUUUGGAGAUAAAGAAUCACCCUCUACUGGCGGCGAGGUUCGUAAUUUACGCGGCGUUUUCGUGGAGCCUCCCAAGUCAAGUGGUACCGAUGGAACAGAUCAUGCUAGAGGUGUCAACGAGGCAUCGGGUGAAGUUUCUGAUAACAGGAAUGAAAAUACUUCGCCCUUGAGCUCUCAGGCAGCAGGAGAGCCAGAAAUGGACAUUGUGCUCGGCAGGAAAAGAAGAGAGGCCAAUGACAAGUACUUCCAGCGGGUCAAUGAUGGUGUCAUUGAUGUUGUGGCCAAAUUGGAAGAAGUUGCUGUAGCUAUGCGAGCAGUUGAGCAGGAGAGCCAGGACGUAUGGAACGAGGGUGUUGUUUUCGACACAUCACAAUAG